Cannabis sativa is the source of this 2487-nucleotide messenger RNA. Its product is annotated as transcription factor MYB61. The transcript is spliced from 3 exons. The record is from RefSeq and is a predicted model, not a curated record. The coding region runs from base 400 to 1971 and encodes 523 amino acids. Lineage: Eukaryota; Viridiplantae; Streptophyta; Magnoliopsida; Rosales; Cannabaceae.
AAAAAACAAAGGUCACCCUUCUCUUGGGGAUGUGACGUCUUUCCUUUGAGGCUCUCCCCCCCUAUUAAUUUGAUUCCCUACCAGGCUGCCAAUUUCAUUUUCUUAACCUCUCUAUCUAUCUCUGUUUUCUUCUCUCUCUCUCUUUUGCUAUCUCUUUCUCUCCACAAAUUCAAAUCAAAAUCCCACAUCGCCUAGGAAAGAAAGGGAAACUAAUUAAACUUAAAUCCUAUCUCUUUCUCUCUUCUUUAGUUUUUCUCUCCUCUCUCAUUGCUGACAAUUCUCAUUUAAGUCUCUCUGUACAAAGUUUUCGCCCACACUUUAUUUCUAUUUUUUUAAAAUAAAAAUAAGAAAAAAAAACAAAAGUAAAGUGCCAGCAUUUCAGGUGGGUUGGUAGUCCACAUGGGGAGGCACUCUUGUUGUUACAAGCAGAAACUGAGAAAAGGGUUGUGGUCACCAGAAGAAGAUGAGAAACUUCUUAAUUAUAUAACCAAGCAUGGACAUGGCUGCUGGAGCUCUGUCCCUAAGCUAGCUGGUCUUCAGAGAUGUGGAAAAAGUUGCAGGCUAAGGUGGAUAAAUUAUUUGAGGCCUGAUUUGAAAAGAGGCCCAUUUUCACAACAAGAAGAGAAUUUGAUAAUUGAACUUCAUGCAGUUCUUGGCAACAGAUGGUCACAGAUUGCAGCUCAGUUACCAGGAAGAACAGAUAAUGAGAUUAAAAACUUAUGGAAUUCUUGCAUUAAGAAGAAACUGAGGCAAAAAGGGAUUGACCCAAAUACUCAUAAGCCAUUAUCUGAGGUAGAAAAUGACAUUGGUAAUAAAUUGGAGAACAAGGGUAACAAAGCUGCAACCAAUAACAACAACAAUGAGAAUAUUAAUAAUUCUACUGUUAGAGCUUCUUCAUUAGGAAACUUAUCCAAUGAUCAUCAUCAUCAUCAUCAUCAUCAUCAUCUGAAUCUAGCUGAUCAGUCACAACCAUCAAUGGCGGCCAUCAAUCGUUACCCACUAUUGGAAGUCUCAUCCUCAACUCCGCCGACACAAGAAUUCUUCAUAGAAAAAUCAACAGAUACCAGAUCAUCACCAUCAAUAUCAUCAUCAUCACCUUGUGAUUUUUCUACCUACUUCUCUUUCCACUCAAACAAUUACAAUACGACGUCGUCCGCUGCUGCAGCUGCUGCUGUUUCUCAUCAUCAAGAUCAAAACAACAACAACAACAUGGCCAGUUUCUGCUUCAACAUUAAUCAAAAUUCAACUAGACCUCCACAACACCAUCAUCAUAAUCAGAUGAUUAGUAAUCUCAUCCAGCCACUACAACAACAAGUAUCACCUUCAUCAACAACAACAGCAUCAUCGUCAUCACCACCCUCCAAUAUUCCACGUGUAAAGCCCUCCAUAAGUCUCCCCUUAUUAUCUGAUCACCAAAACAACAGUAAUAGCACUACUACUACUACUACAACAACUACUGGAGCCGUACAAAAUUGGGAAACUAGUACUUUCAGCAACAACGGAAGUAGUAGUAGUAGCUGCAAUAUCGAAUUACAAGGUAAUAAUAAUAACAACAACAACAACAACUUCUUUGAUCACAACACUAAUUCCACCGCCGCGGCCGCCGCCGCCGCCGCUCCUAAUAACUUCUCGUGGGGAUUAGUCAAUGAAAGUACUGUUGGUAGCAUAAAAUCUGAUGACCCAGAAGACAUAAAAUGGUCUGAAUAUCUCCAUAGCCCUUUUCUUCUUGGUGGAGGAAUUAGUAAUACUAAUAAUCAAAAUUCUUCUUCUUCUUCACAUCUUCAACCCAUUUUGUACAGUAACAUUGUGAAACCAGAAUCACACUUUAGUAAUACUACUACUGCUACAGGAUCAAACCCCACGUGGCAUCAUCAGAACGAUCAUCAUCAGCUACAAGCGGCUUCAUCAGAAAUAAUGUACACUAAUAAAGAUCUACAGAGACUUGCUGUAGCUUUUGGACAGACCCUUUAGUUCAAAAAAAAAAAAUUCAUAUUUGUGUGUAUUUUUUUUUUUUACUGUUAAUUAAUUAAACAGUGAAGAGAGAGAACAAAAAAAGAAGAAGAAGAAGGAAAGGGACGAGAAUAUUACGGAAGUUCAUAUAUGAUGGUGAUGAUCAUCAGUUUGAGAAGAAGACUGAAGAAGCUUAUGGCUUUGGAAAAUGACAGUACAAACUCUUCUCUGGGGAGUUUACUUAAUUACAGGUGUGUGUGCCAUAGAAAAUUUAAUGCUUUUUUUUUUUUUUUUUUUUUGAAUUUUUUUGUAAAUUUGUUUAUUAUCAUACCCAACUUUCUCAGCAGGCUUUUGUUAAUUACCGAAUUAUAUAUCUUAAAUUUGUGGUUUUUAUUUGAGUUUUUUUUUUUCAAUGUUUUCUGUUAAUAUUAUUCAUGAUAUUCUUUUAAUUACUGAAUAAGAGUAAUUAAGGCCUGCCUAAUGUUAUCAUGUGUUGUCAAUUUAAGCUUAUUAUUAUAAUAUUAUAGUUCUUUGUCA